AUCAUUUUACCUCUUUCCUCGACACACGAUGGCACCGUCAAUCAUCACCUCAUCCAAACCCGUGCAAAUGAUUAAUUAACAGAAGUUAAAAAGACGCUUGUAGUGUCAAAGAGGUUCAUAUAUCGUCAAAGCUUCGAUCAAACAUUACCAGCGAUAACCAGCCAAGUUUUUCAAUUGCCAAUCCUAUACUUCAAGAUGUUCACAAGAGGUAUUUUACUGCUGAUGAGCAUUUUACGGUGUUCUUCAAUGCCAGAUCAUAUGAUAGAUACGUGUUCUGAUGGAGGAAGAAUGUAUAAACCUGGUGAAAGGUUUAUUUCUGUUGAUUGUUCUGGUUCAUGUGUUUGUGGUCGGGAUGGAGGUGUAUCAUGUGUCAGUCUGUGUCCGCCCAAAGAUAUUAGAUGCAAGAUGGAUGAGGAAAAAGUUCCGUUUUCACGUAGUAUAGCCAACAGUACUUGCAAAUGUCCAGAAUGGCGAUGUGAGAAAAGAAAAAUUAUAGGCUUUCGCUCUCCAGCGAAGAUGGAUGUUUGUGUUGAUGGUAAUAAUCAUUAUAAUCCCGGAGAAAAAUUCAUUUCUGCAGAUUGUACAGGCCGCUGUACAUGCUUCUCAGGAAAGAAAGUUGGAUGCGAGUCUUUGUGCCCAACAGUUAAAGUAAUCUGUAAACCUGGUGAGAUCAAGAAACAAUGGAGCGAGCAAAUUCCUGGUAGUAAAUGUUCUUGCCCAAGGUGGAUAUGUGUCAAGAAAGCUAAAGAAUUCUGCGAGUUUAAUGGAGAAAAACACAAAAUCGGAGAAUAUUUUGUACCAAAAGAUUGUUUUGGAUACUGUCGAUGUGAUGGACCCGAGGCAAUUGGAUGUGUGUCUCUAUGUCCACCGCAUGGUAUAUACUGCACACCAGGCACACGAAAAGUAAGGACAACUAUACCUGUAUGGCCAGGAAGAAGCAACUGUACAUGUCCUUCUUGGAAAUGUGUGAAAGUUAAAAGUAUGUGGUACUCUUGGUCAAAUUGGACAGAAUGUAACGCAAAGUGCGGUGGUGGUAUACGCUAUAGAUUUAGGAAAUGCAUGGAAAACAAAAUAUGUAUCGGACCGAGUGUAGAAACAGAGGUCUGCAAUCAAUCACCUUGUAAUCCAUCCUAUGCAGAUGCUCCAUGUGGCGCACUGAGAACAAAUUCGGCCAAAAGUGGUGUUUGGCCUCGCUGUGAUAAACAAGGGUACUUCGAACCUUUACAGUGCGACCCAAGUAAAAGCCAGUGUUGGUGUGUUGAUAGAUGGGGCAUUAUUGUUCCGGGCUCAACGAGCAUUUCCCAUAAACCUCAAUGUAAUUAGAACGAUAUUUUAAAGACAGUGUCGCGUUCAUCCUCGAAGAUUGACAACCACUGCAUACAAGAAGAAGUAUUAUUAUCUGAACAUAGAUUCGUGAAUUGACUUAAUAGAAAGGCAUGUUCAAAGUGCACUAAAUUUGCAUUUGUGGCAUACUCUAAUAAACUUGUAUAAUCAUUGAAA
Molecule: messenger RNA, 1500 nt
Organism: Dendronephthya gigantea
Lineage: Eukaryota; Metazoa; Cnidaria; Anthozoa; Malacalcyonacea; Nephtheidae
Product: SCO-spondin-like
Exons: 8
Coding region: 196-1323 (375 amino acids)
Molecular function (GO): protein binding
Source: RefSeq, a predicted model, not a curated record